Messenger RNA from Brienomyrus brachyistius, 2052 nucleotides. It is a transcript of the gene e2f5, whose product is annotated as E2F transcription factor 5. The record is from RefSeq and is a predicted model, not a curated record. Bases 21 to 1019 code for a protein of 332 amino acids. Gene Ontology annotation, cellular component: RNA polymerase II transcription regulator complex. Gene Ontology annotation, molecular function: protein dimerization activity; DNA-binding transcription factor activity, RNA polymerase II-specific; RNA polymerase II cis-regulatory region sequence-specific DNA binding. The transcript has 9 exons. NCBI's taxonomy places the organism in Eukaryota, Metazoa, Chordata, Actinopteri, Osteoglossiformes, Mormyridae. Gene Ontology annotation, biological process: regulation of transcription by RNA polymerase II.
CUGAGGUGGCUCUCGCCGUCAUGGCCGGAGCUUUGAGCUGUGUUCCGGUCGGAACGAGUCGCCACGAGAAAAGUUUGGGUUUGCUCACCAUCAAGUUCGUGUCGCUGCUGCAGGAGGCGGAGGGCGGCGUGCUGGACCUCAAAGCGGCUGCCGAUACCCUGGCUGUGAGGCAGAAGAGGAGGAUUUAUGACAUCACCAAUGUUCUCGAGGGAGUCGGACUCAUUGAGAAGAAGACCAAGAAUAUUAUCCAGUGGAAGGGUGAGAACUCCGGUUGCCACAGCAAAGAAGCCCUGGACCAGGUCGAGCUUCUGAAGGCUCAGGUUGCGGAGCUGGUCCUGAAGGAGGAGGAACUUGACAGUCAGAAAUCAUGGGUGCAACAGAGCAUCAACUACCUGAGUGACGAUCCUGUGAAUAGCAAAUUUAAAUAUGUCACUCAUGAGGACAUGUGCAACGCCUUUAACGGGGACACCUUGCUGGCUGUCAUUGCACCAUCUGGGACACAGUUGGAGGUCCCCAUGCCAGAGAUGGGUCAUAAUGGCCAAAAGAAGUACCAGGUGAAUCUGCGGAGUUCGUCGGCGCCCAUCCAUGUCAUGCUGAUCAACCGCGAGACGAGCUCCUCCAAGCCUGUGGUCUUCUCUGUCCCUCCCCCUGACGACAUCUCCGCUGUUCCCACUCCUCCUGACACGCCAGCCAGCUUAUUGAAAUCUUCGGUGGAUCUACGCACGGUGUCGGACCGCAAGGUCUCUCUGGCGGACCCCCAGCUCACAAGUGCUCCCGCAGCCGACGUGCAUAUCGACUGCACCCCCCAGUCUCCUGUAUGCCCGCUGAUGCCCGAACCCAUGACCUGUGCUGGGGUUGUUGCAGAGACCGGGGUCGCCGACCUGAUAGAUGAGUUAAUGUCUUCAGAUGUGUUCCCUUUACUGCGGCUGUCUCCCGCACCGGCCGUGGAUUACAACUUCAACCUGGAUGAUAACGAGGGCGUCUGCGAUCUGUUCGACGUUCAGAUUCUUAAUUACUGAGAUGAACCUGUGACAGAAGCUACCGUCAGCCUACCUCUGGCUCUCCCAGCAUCCCUCUGUACCCCCCCCCCCCCCCCAUCCCCAUUUUUUCUGCCUUAAUGCCACUGUUCCUCCUCCGAAGCCUGGUGUCACUGCCAUGUAUGUAUCCUAACAACCCCAGUGCUGAGAUGGGAGGCAAAAUUCAUUCAACUUGCUUAAAAGUUGGUUAAAAAGUGCCUAAGUGUUCAGGAAGCCCCAAACCCUGCAUGAGGGCGGAGAUUGGCUCCCUACCUGCUACCUGGAAGGGGAUGUCUUGGUCAGUCUGGUUACUAUGGCUUCAGUUUAACGCUCAGUACUCCCGGCCCCCUCGUCCUCACCGCCCUGUACUCGGGCUGCGGACUGUGCUUGGCACAGACUGGUAAUUACCGAAACCAAAAUGCCGGGAGCAUAAUAUCGCACUGAAUCUGUUUCGCCAACCUCAGGGCUCUUGUUACAGUAACAGGGUGAAAAGCCUUAAGCUAUAAUGCUGUUCUUGCAAGAAUGUGGGAAACCCAGCUCCUAAGGUUCUUUGGAAGUGCUGUUUUUUUGUUGAACACCAGCUCGUAUUUUUUUGGAGCUGUUUAAACAUUAACUCUAAGCUUGGAACCCUAACCCUGUGUUCCGUGUGGUUUCACCUGAGCAGUGUUCGCUGCGCGAUUUGAGCCAUUGCGAAUCAGUAAAGCAGCUUCCAGUGAUUGUGGAAGACCCCCUGAUCUGAUUUGUAGUAAACAUCAAUGUUCUUCCUUAACCAAAUGUUGACACUGCCCUAUUUCACAGCUUAUUUUAACAAAUGGACAUACUUCUGCUUGCUUAGGCUUAAGAAAAGGCGUACUUAAGUGUAGUUUCUGUCUGUUUAGCUCUGCUUUGCCUUGCAAUGAUGCGUCUCUAAAUUCACUGACCAAAUGGUGCCUUUUUUUCCCCCAACACUUCAAUAUUUUCUUAAGUUUUUUUUUCCCAUUUGUAUUUGCACAUUUUUCUGUUGAACCAAAGUUUAAUACAAAAAGCGUCCUGCUGA